GCACUGCUACGGCCACACAUGCUGAUUCAUCUGGUGCCGCCGAUGCACCCGUACAAGCUGCAGCACCCCGUGUUGCUCCGGAUGCGAUCGCGGCUCUGCAGUCUUGACCUCGCGAUCCCGACGAUGGAGAUGCCGGCGCCACGUAUCCAAGCGCUUAUCGCGUUUCUGGCGGCGUGUCCUCACUUGCACCGAUUGCAACUGGCGUGGAGCGUGCAGUUGCAGCCUUCGUUACUUCACGCCCUCGUGAACAAUGAAGUCAUUGGCCUCGGCUUGACCGAGCUCACGCUGCAAAGCGACGUCGCCUACGAGCUCCCAGACGCAUUGGCAAACGCUUUGGCUGUGUGGAUCGAACAGAGACGGACAUUGACGUCACUGACGCUGGCGGGCCUAGCCAUGACAGACGCCACCAGCGACGUCUUCUUGGUGACGCUCCUCGCACUACCCCAAUUGACGGUGAUGUCUCUACAGGGCUCGGCGGCGUUGGCCGCGCAGUUCUGGCGCCCACUGCGACUUCCAUCGCAGCUUCGAUCGCUCGACAUUUCAGACUGGGACGGUCGCGCGUCAACCGACGUGAUCACUGCGCUGCGCACCGUGCCGCACCUUCGAGAGUUUGCCUUACGCGGCCACGCCACCGUCGAGCUUCCGUUCGAGCUCGAGCUGCAGCUGGGUCGAGGCAACGACGACGUCGCGCUGCUCGUAAUGUGUCUUUUCCAUCUCCACAAGCUGCAGCGAUUGGCACUCAACGAGUCCAACAUCACGUGUGACGGGGCUAUCAAGCUCGCGUCGGCGCUGCCCCACUGCAAGGCGCUUCGCGUUCUCGGCUUGCGCCAGAAUGGCAUUGGACACGACGGCGCGGUCGCCGUUCUUUCCGCGCUCGCUUCUCUCUCGGGCGUCCGAUACGUGGACUUGGCGUUCAACGCGAUACCAUCCACCAGCGCACUUCGAUCGAUGACAUCUACUCCGGGGAUUACGCUCGACCUCGAUGGCAAUACCGUGUAA
Saprolegnia parasitica CBS 223.65 is the source of this 999-nucleotide messenger RNA. RefSeq lists its product as hypothetical. Bases 19 to 999 code for a protein of 326 amino acids. Lineage: Eukaryota; Oomycota; Saprolegniomycetes; Saprolegniales; Saprolegniaceae. The record is from RefSeq and is a predicted model, not a curated record. Gene Ontology annotation, molecular function: small GTPase binding; GTPase activator activity. Gene Ontology annotation, cellular component: perinuclear region of cytoplasm; cytosol; nucleus. The transcript is spliced from 2 exons. Gene Ontology annotation, biological process: activation of GTPase activity; nucleocytoplasmic transport.